Molecule: messenger RNA, 2041 nt
Organism: Aphanomyces invadans
Lineage: Eukaryota; Oomycota; Saprolegniomycetes; Saprolegniales; Verrucalvaceae
Exons: 12
Coding region: 17-1951 (644 amino acids)
Cellular component (GO): endoplasmic reticulum; membrane
Molecular function (GO): long-chain fatty acid-CoA ligase activity
Source: RefSeq, a predicted model, not a curated record
CAAGAACCCAGCAAAAAUGCAUGAUGCCGCCAACGCCGCGGGGCCGCCGCCGCCCGUCUCGACAAGGAAGCGCCUUCCUUCCAUUCUCGCAGGCAACAUGUGGCAAGUCUUCCUCGAAUGCGCACAUUUGCAUCCGAGCGCUGUCGCUGUCAGUUCGAUUUCAUCCGCCAUGCCCGUCCCCGCAGACCCCACGCCAUUCCAUUCGCUCGACGGGCAUACGUGGACGGACUACGCCGCCCGCGCCACUGCGAUUGCGCGCCGCUUUCAAAGUCUCCACCUACGCCCUGGAGACGGUGUAUUGUUUCAAACUCGUCGGAAUUCUGCGGCAUGCACAUUUGUCAACAUGGGCGUCGUGGGAGCGGGCGGCGCUGCUUGCCACUGGCGAUGCGAGCCGCAUGAAGUUCAGUUCAUUUGGACCACGAUGCCAUUCAAAUGGAUCGUCACCGACUCGACAACCCAUCUGCCUUUGUACUUGGCUCUGCCGCGUGUCGAAGGCAUUCUCAUGUUAAGCAGCGACGAGGAAAGCGUCGGUGGCGCGCGUGCCCAUCCCAAAGUGCACUCGUACUUGUCAUUUCUCCAAGCGGGAGACGGCGCUUCAUUGCCUGUCGCCGGCGCAACCCUGGCAGCUUCAUCUCCGUGCCUUUGGGCCUUUCAGCCAAACGCCCAAGGCACCUUGACACCUUUCGUCCUCACCCACUACAACGUGCUCUUCACCGCGACAUCGAUCGUGACGCAGCUCCGCAUGGACAUUUCGUCGAGCGAUUCGAUUGUCGCGCACUUGCCGCUGCACCACGUCGCGAGCCAACUCAUCGAGUGGUACGUGGCGAUUGUCGCCCGUGGCGGCCCGCUUCUCUUUGUUUUCGACGGCGCCCCUCCACCGUCCAUUUUGGCGACGUGCCAACCCACGUUAUUCUUUGCGACUCCGCAUACGUGGCAGCAACUCGCCGAUGCCUUGACCAGCCAGCAAGCUCAAACGAGCCCUCCGCUGUUGUCGCACUGGGCCCAAACCCGUGCGCUCCACAAUGCUAUCAAAUUGCAAAAGCUGGUCAAGCCCCAAAAGUCGUCGCUAGGAUAUGCCAUCGCCCGCCGGUUUGUUUUUCGAAGCAUCAAGCGGCGGCUCGGACUGCUCCGUGCGCGAUAUUGCGCCGCCGUUCUCGCCCCCGUGCCUCUCGAUAUCCUGCAAACAUUUGCCGCUGUGGAUGUACCAAUCUACCAGUGGUUUGGCAGCGCCGAGACGACGGGCGUGUGCUGCAUGAGUGGCCCACAUUUAUGGAACAUGGGAUCAAGCGGGCGGGCCCUUCCAGGCACGCAAAUCGUCGUGGCCGAUCCCGACCCCACAUCGCGAUUCGGCGAAGGCCAGAUUCGCAUUCAAGGACCGCACAUGAGUCCGUCGGUGGCGGUCGAUGCUCUGGGGUUUUGGACCAGCCCGUUUUAUGGUUUGCUUGCGUCCGAGGGCUUUGUCGUGGUGAACCAAGUCCAGCACAAAUUGGUGCUGAGCACGGGCGACCAGAUUCCGGUCCUCGUGUACGAAAAGCUCGUCGUACAGCGGGUACAGCACGCUUCCGAAACGUUGUCGUUGACGGCCAUCCAGGCGCCGUACUUGGCCAGCGCCAUUGUCGUUGGGCACGGAUGCGCAUACCCGAGCGUGUUGCUCGUUUUGAAAUGCAAACGCGAUGCGAAAUUAGUCGACGAAGCGCUGGACAAAUCGCGCGCCCUCGGUAGCAAAGCCACGACCGUCUACGAAGUCCAAAAGUGCUCGCUGUGGGCCGUCGCGCUCGACGCAUUGCUCGAUUCGCUCAAGCAUCCCACCGACGUGGACGGGCUCGCCUUGCACGCGAUGCCGAUUUUGAAAUGGCGCGUGCUCGACACCACGAGCGAUGACGACUCGGUGCUUCCAAAUCGACGCGUUCUCGGCGAAAAGUACUCGGAAAUCAUUGCAAGCUUGUACUGACAAUCGUCGGUGCUCAACCAAACAAUGAUAAAGACCCAUAUCGACAGCGGCGAUGGGGCUGAAAUGGUGAAAAUUGAAUCGGGGAUCACG